UACGCUUUCUACACAGAAUCCCUCGGUGUCCAAGGCGACCAAAUCCCUCCCCAAGCCUCCAACAUGGCUUGUAGAUCGGGCCUCACCCCCGUUCUCCGCCGCGCCCGCGCACUCGGCUUACUGAAAUCCUUCAACACCACUCACGCAUCAUCCGCCAACGCCCUCCGGUACCUCUCAACCUCUUCUCCACGAUCCUUCCGCGCCGCGACGCCGACGCUCGCCAAAUUCACCACCGAUAGCUACCCCGAAAUCCAACGCAACCCCCGCUUCGCCCAGAUCACCAAGGACCAUGUAUCCUACUUCCAGUUGCUCCUGGGCAAAGGAUCCGCCGUCAUCGACGGGGUUACCACCGAGCUGGCUACCGACGAUAUGGAGCCCUACAACGGGGACUGGAUGCGCAAGUACCGGGGCCACUGCAAGCUGGUGCUGAAGCCCGGUUCGACGGAGGAAGUGAGCAAGGUGCUCAAGUACUGCAAUGACAACAUGCUCGCUGUGGUGCCUCAGGGCGGGAAUACGGGGCUUGUGGGCGGUUCGGUGCCUGUUUUUGACGAGAUUGUCAUCAAUACCAGCCGUAUGAAUAAGAUCCAGUCAUUUGACGAAGUUAGCGGGAUCUUAGUCGUGGAUGCUGGUGUGGUCUUGGAGGUCGCCGACCAGUUCCUUGCCGAGAAGGGGUAUAUUUUCCCUCUGGAUCUUGGCGCGAAGGGGUCUUGCCAUAUCGGUGGGAACGUGGCCACGAAUGCCGGUGGGCUGCGCUUGCUGCGGUAUGGAAGUCUGCACGGGAGCGUUCUGGGAAUCGAGGCAGUUCUCCCCGACGGUACGAUUGUGGAUGACCUGAGCAAGCUAAGGAAGAAUAACACCGGGUACGACCUGAAACAGCUCUUCAUCGGCGGCGAGGGAACCAUCGGCAUGAUCACGGCGGUUUCUAUAAUCUGUCCGCAGCGAUCGAGCGCCGUCAACGUGGCCUUCUUGGCCGUGGAGUCUUACGAGAAGAUGCAGCGGACGUUCCGCGAAGCCAAGACCCAGCUGGGCGAGAUCUUGUCCGCAUUCGAGUUGAUGGACUUGGGCAGUCAGCACCUGGUCAAUAAUGCCCAGGGCAGCAAGCCGCCCUUGGAGACUGAGUCUCCGUUCUACUGCCUGAUUGAGACGAGUGGCUCUAACUCGGAUCACGACAACGAGAAGCUGGAGAAGUUCCUCGAAGACGUCAUGUCCAGGGAAAUCGUCUCGGAUGGUGUGGUGGCUCAAGAUCAGACCCAGAUCAAGUCAUUAUGGAGCCAACGGGAGGGUAUUUCCGAAGCCACGGCACACUGGGGAGGGGUCUAUAAAUAUGAUGUCUCAAUACCUCUGAAGGACCUGUACAGGCUGGUCGAUGAUACGAGGGAGAAGAUCGAAGCGGCGGGGCUCAAGGGCGACACCGACGAAUUCCCGGUUCUGGAUGUUGUUGGAUACGGUCAUAUGGGAGAUUCGAACCUUCACCUCAAUGUCGCGGUGCGCCGUUAUGACAAGCGAGUCGAGGAAGUUCUCGAGCCUUUCGUGUACGAGUGGAUCGCCAAGGUACAGGGCAGUAUAAGUGCUGAGCAUGGGUUGGGGCUCGCGAAGAAAAACUAUAUCGGGUAUAGUAGGAGUGAGACUAUGAUCGGGUUAAUGAAGCAGAUCAAGAAUCUGUAUGAUCCGAAUGGGAUCAUGAACCCGUACAAGUACAUGUAGGGUAUAUAAACAUGACCAUCUUUGGAAUAUAGAAGUAAAACUAAAUGACACAUGGAGACAGUGGGCGAAUCUCAUCAAACCGAUAUUGCCGAAGUAGAAAUUCAAGUACGAACAGCUCAUGUAAAACCUGAUACGGGUGGAAUUCAUAGGGUGUCGUCCGGAAAAAAAGGCAAAAAAUGAUCGAACUCCAUAACUUCAUGGUUAACUGCUCAGUAUGAGGAUUGAACUCAUGACCUUCGCAUUACUAUAUAUGUCUCCGGGGAGAGGUAUUAGUACGACGCUCUAACCAGCUGAGCUAACCGAGCAUUGCAUCCAGGUAAACCGAAUUAAUCG
This is a messenger RNA of Pseudomassariella vexata, 2037 nucleotides long. RefSeq names its product FAD linked oxidase. The coding region runs from base 64 to 1704 and encodes 546 amino acids. Gene Ontology annotation, molecular function: FAD binding; catalytic activity. The transcript is spliced from 2 exons. The record is from RefSeq and is a predicted model, not a curated record. NCBI's taxonomy places the organism in Eukaryota, Fungi, Ascomycota, Sordariomycetes, Amphisphaeriales, Pseudomassariaceae. Gene Ontology annotation, cellular component: mitochondrion.